This is a messenger RNA of Trichobilharzia regenti, 1804 nucleotides long. NCBI's taxonomy places the organism in Eukaryota, Metazoa, Platyhelminthes, Trematoda, Strigeidida, Schistosomatidae. The record is from the annotation of a GenBank genome assembly.
UCUUACAGUAUAAUUGUAGUCAUCAUUUGAAUUAUUCAGUGGACAGAUAAACAUGAGUAGUGUUGCACACUACUUAUUCUAUAUGAAAAUUCUUAUAUUUUUAAGUAUCUUCAAAUGUUAUUUUGUCAAUAGUACAAUUUAUUCUUAUCCUUUGCAAACAUUUGGAAGAAUUGGAUUAUCUGGUGCUUCAAAACAAUCCUUUUUAGGAUCAUGGAAUUCAAAAUAUGCUGAAAAACAUGAUGAUGAUUAUUUAAAAGGAAAUUAUAUGAAUAAUGAUUUAUUGUUUAAUGAUCAUAAGUCAUCAUCAUCAUCAUCGCUGUCACCAACGUCACCAUCAUCAUCGUCAUCCUCUUUGUUGCCUUUUAUGCCGUCAUCGGACUUAUCAUCGUCAGCACCACCACUAACCUCGUCAUCAUUACUCUUCGAUGACAACACUUUAGGUAGCCAUGAUUCAUAUUCACCAAUUAUGGAUACACUGGAUCCAACAAAUUAUUAUGCAGAUUGGCAUCGUUUAUUAAAUGGUUACGGUAGUCAAAGAUGUUAUCCAAUUCCUAAAAAUAUGUCAUUAUGUCAAAAUAUCGGUUAUGAUGUCAUGGUAUUGCCGAAUUAUUUGCAGCAUGAAGAUCUAAAAGAAGCUGUAGAACAAUCACAAGUAUGGAUGAGUUUAGCUCAGACGGAAUGUCAUCCAGAUUUAAGAAAAUUCUUAUGUGCUUUAUAUGCACCAGUUUGUGUAGAAGGUCAUCAAGAACGUUUGAUACAUCCAUGUCAAAAUUUAUGUGAAGAUGUGAGACGAAACUGUUUGCCUAAAAUGCUACAAUUUGGAUUCGGUUGGCCAGAUAUUGUAAAGUGUUCAAGAUUUCCAAAUAGUGCAACACGAAUGUGUGUACCUUUAUCACAACAGAGAAGGCUUCGUUGUUCUGGUUGUGUUGAAGAACCAACUUUUGAAAGUGCUAUUAGUAGUUUUUGUAUGGCUGAUGUUGUGUUACGAGCACAAAUUUUGUAUAUCAAUAGACAGAAUACAAGCAACAGUAAAUCUAUUCAGCUAUUUUUGGAUAGACAAGCACGAACUCUUAAACUCCCACGUGAACGCAUCAACUAUGGUCACCUGAAAAUUAUAGUUGAUUGUGAAUGCAAUCUGCUAAGCGAAGCUUUUCAUUCAUUACAGAACAGGCUAACAAAGUGGUUGAUAAUGGGUAAAAUAUCAUCCAAUCGAGGUAUUCUGCAUGUUGAAUAUUUGUCACGGAUCAGUCGUUCGAAUUUAGGACUUAAGCGUGCUCUGAAAGCUAUGAGACGCCCAGCUUCUCAAUUAUGCAAACUACCAAUAACAGAGAAAUUAGCGCCAACUGGUGUGAAACAUAAUAUACCAAAUCCACUUCGUCAUGUUAAAUCAACACCUACUAGACGAUCUCGUUUGAUGAUGAAACAAAACCAACCAACUCAUUUAAACAAUCACUUCUAUUCAUCAUCACCUACAUCGGUAAACAAAACUCACGUACGUUCAACAGCUCGCAUAUUUCCACCUUCUAAGCUAUCGAACAGUAAUUCACGCGAAAAACAUUCAGGUCGUCGUAUGUUAGUACGUCGAAGUCAAGGUGCAUCAAAUAAACAUUCAGAAAGCAAGUACUCAAAGGGUACUAGUCAUAACAACAAUUUGUAUCCAGUUAGAUCAGUUGUACUUGAAUAUUCUAAAGAUUCUAUGCAUUUUAGACCACUUAUGCAGAUAUCUAAAGCAGAAGAAAAGUUACCACUUGAAAGUGAAAAUGAUUUAUUUUCACCACAAACAGUAUCACCAUGGUUACUAUGA